Messenger RNA from Xiphias gladius (swordfish), 4658 nucleotides. It is a transcript of the gene lrrfip1b, whose product is annotated as leucine rich repeat (in FLII) interacting protein 1b. Gene Ontology annotation, molecular function: DNA-binding transcription factor activity, RNA polymerase II-specific; RNA polymerase II cis-regulatory region sequence-specific DNA binding. NCBI's taxonomy places the organism in Eukaryota, Metazoa, Chordata, Actinopteri, Istiophoriformes, Xiphiidae. The coding region runs from base 896 to 4459 and encodes 1187 amino acids. Gene Ontology annotation, biological process: regulation of transcription by RNA polymerase II. The transcript is spliced from 11 exons. The record is from RefSeq and is a predicted model, not a curated record.
GUCAGGAUGCGUUUAAAGACCGGUACCGGUCCACCUGCGGCCCACCUGACACCGUAACCCCAGUAUACUUCAGGGUCCCAGAGGAGACAGCACCUGCUCCUUUUCACACGACCUUAAAAUGCUCAUGGCGGCUGCUGACAUUGGCGGAUUAACGAGUUUACCGGCGGUUCACCGACACUACGGUGCCCGGUUUCUCCUUAUGGAGGGAUGUGAACGGCGGCAACAGGCGACCACGGCAACGACCGACGAUUUUUAACGUUUUUUCUUUUCCGGUUUUCUUGCGGUGACUGUUGAGAGCAAGCUAACGUUAGCUAGCUAAAACGGGAUGAUCGGCUGCGGCAGCUCGGCCCGCAGCCGCUCCGGACGUCCUCUGACCGCCACAUAGCAUCAGAGGAAACAUUAUUUGAAUCUCAAACAGCUUCAUUUAGUAUUUGCCCCUGUACUGAGCACCGAGUCCGUAAAUUCCGAACUAAGGGAGACCUUUGUGGAUUAUUCCGCCUCCAAUAAAUACCUCCUGAGCGAUGUGGACAUCACGAUCCAGAACCAAGAGAGGCUGACCGUCGAAUAGCAUCAGAAAAACACCGGUCUUAAAAUGGAAGCGGAUUAAUUUAGUAUUCUCCCCACUUCUGCCCGUCAAAUCCGUGUACUCUGGAUCAAAGGAGACCUGUGAGCAAUUCGGAACCCUCCUGCCGAACGAUGGGGACCCGAGGUCCGGAAUAGAAGCGGAUCCAGGAUGGAGAGAAGCUGACCCCGCCGAAUAGCGUCAGAAAAGUCGCACCUUUUAAACUCAAACAGCUUUACUUAGUUUUUCUUUUCUUUUGAACGUCGACUCCGCAUGUUUCGGACCAAAGGAGACCUUUCUGGAUAAUUGGGCCUCCGGUAAAAAUCCUGAACGAUGUGGACUCAGGGAUCGGGUAGGAAGAGGAUCCCGAACCGGGAGAAGCUGACCGCCGAGGAUGAUGCCCUCAACCAGAUCGCACGGGAGGCGGAGGCGAGGCUGGCGGCAAAGCGAGCGGCGAGAGCCGAGGCCCGAGAGAUCAGGAUGAAGGAGCUGGAACGACAACAGAAGGAGAUCUCAGAUGAUGAGGAGAGGAUGUCUGUGGGGAGUCGAGGCAGCCUCAGGGUGGAGGAGAGACCUGACAGAGAUUUCCUGGAUAAAGGUUCCAGGACAGCUUCGACCCUGUCGGCCGCCACGCUCGCCUCUCUCGGCGGAGCUUCGUCUCGCAGAGGAAGCUGUGACACGUCAUUCUCCGUGGAAACAGAGGCGUCCAUCAGAGAAAUCAAGGACUCCCUGGCGGAGGCCGAGGAGAAGUACCGUAAAGCGAUGGUCUCUAACGCUCAGCUUCACAACGAGAAGUCGACGCUGAUGUAUCAGGUGGACACUCUGAGGGAGGAGCUGAGCGACAUGGAGGAGGUUCUAUGGGAGGCACGGCGACACUGCGACGACACCACAAAGGAGUUUGAGCGUGAGCGUCAGGCUCGCAGUGUUCUUCAGUUCCAGUUUGAAGAGAUGAAGGAAACCCUGAGGCAGACUGAAGAGCUGCUGACGGAGGUGUCUGACCUGCGGCUGAAGAGCAGCAGUUAUUGUCAGGAGGUUUCUGACCUACAGGAAGCUCUGCAGUGGAAGGAGAAGAAGAUCGGGGCGUUAGAGAGGCAGAGAGAAAUCUCCGACAUCGUUCGGAUCGAACGAGACCGACUCAGAGGGGAAGUGAUCCGACUCAGAGAUUUACUGAAGAAGCACGGCGGCAUCGUCUCGUCUGAAAUCACCACCAAUGGGGAAGCGGGACAGGGCGCGGCCGAGGAUGAUUUCAGCGCAGAAUCGUCUCAUGGCGGCAGAGAGAGCACGCUCGGGAAAGUUCGAGAGUGGCAGCCAGCAGAGGGCAGCAAACUCUCACAGGACUACGUGAAGUACAAUCGCUGGAGGAUUUAUAAACGGUCCCAGUCCCUGAACGUCGUCUCCGUCGAUGAACAAACCAAACCCGACACUUUAAAACAAGUGAAGAGGGCGGAUGAACUGGCCAGAGAAACACAAGACAGAACAGAAAAACACCCAGGCAGAAACAAAAGUGCAAGAAAACUACCCAGAAACAGUGGAAGUGAAAAGGAUCUGACCAAGAAAUUUACAACCAGACAGGAAGGGGAUCUUUUUUUUAGAAAAGAGGGGACCAAAAAACAACUUGUGAAAAAUGACAGACAAGAGGUGAGGAAGGUAGAAACCAAACAAAAUCAACCAGGAUCUAAAGCUGCGCAACUGGUAACGGAGGAUCAGGCUUUGAAAGGCAGAACCAAACCUGAAUCUGAACCAAGCUCAGAGGAAAAGGAGUUUAGAGUAGAUAUAUCUGCAGUAUUGCACCGGGAUGUCCUUGCGGUGGAAGAGGAGUGCUCCUUUGAUGACAGAAACUGCAAAAUUCAAACAAAUCUGGGAGGAACUCGGCCUUUAGCAUGUCAGCUUGAAGGUCAGGCAAAGGAGGUGGUUUCAACUGUUCGCAGAGCUUCGACCGAAAAAGUCCUCAGGUCAAGACUUGUUCCACCUCGAUCUGUAAAAGACAUUAUCCUGAACAAAAAGGCGAUUGUGUCAAGUAUCUCGGCUGCUGGCAAACCAAACUCUCUGACUCAGGAGAAACCAAAACAAGAUGUCACACGGGUUGUAGGAAAUGUGACUUCUGCUUCUGACAGGGAUUUUGCACAGAAGUGUUCAUCUGCUGUUGAUAUAAGUUUCCAGAAUCAAGAGAAAGAUGUAAAAACAAGCACGAAUGGACGAUGUUCACAAAGGGAAGUACUGCCUGAUAUUCCAGCUCUGUGCGCAAAAGAAAAUAAAAUAAAUGAGAUUAGUACACCAACAUCAGUGAACGGCUUGAAAGAGAAUGAAUUUGUUGACGAGUUGUCUGAGAUUGAGGUUUCCGAGAAUUUGGGAUGCACCCUAAAUGAAGGCAAUGCCUUUGAGAAUGAGGGUGAUUUUAGUUGCUCUUGUGUUUCUGAAGGCCUAAGCUAUGAAACCAAAGUGAAAACCUCAGAGCUUGAUGCAUAUGUACGAGCAGAGGAGGCAGUUAUUGGAGAGAGACUGAGUACACUUGAGGAACUCAUGAAGCAGAGGAUUUAUGAAGAAGAACCAGGUAGAGAGGCUGUUCAGAUUCAGAAAAUGAUUCAAGACAUUUCCUUUGAAUGUAAAGAACAGACGAAAACACCAAAGUUAUCAACGGUGUCACCGUUUGUCCCCAGUGAGAUGUUGAAGACAAUUCAAAGCCUGGUGAGAGCGUUUGUUGAAAAUCAAGGUUUUGUAGCUGAGAUCUCAAGAAUUGUUCCAGAAAUACCAAGAUCUCUGAAUCGGUGGAUUUCAGAAUUGGAAGAUGUGCUAAAGAAUGCUGCAGGAAAUGUGGAUCAGCAUGAUACAGAUUACCAAGAAUCACCGAGCCAAAUGAAACUCACUUCAGAGAGUGAACUGCCUUUGAAGGACUUACCAGAAGGAAGUAAAACCCCAGAAGAUCCUGAAGAUGUGGAAGAAAGUACCGCUGGACAUUCUACAACACUAAAGGACGGUUCAGUCCCCGGGAUUUUGGAAGUACCAUUGCUGGCGGUACAAACUUAUGAUGUCUUUGUGGACUCAUCUGGGUCCAGAAGUAAAGGUGGUGAAGACAUUCAGGAUCUCCGAGAGAGAGAUGACCGAGAAGCUACAGAUAAUACCUUAGAGGGAGUAUCUAGCACAUGUAGCUCUGAGGUGGAAGUUGUUGAAUCCUCUCAAGAAGGAAAGUCUGGGGUGAAGUCUGACGAAAAGCAAAGUGAGAGUGAUGCGAAGGUGACAAACUGCUGCCAGGAUUUCGUUAUUGUCAAGUCCUACUUUGCUGAACCUGUCUCACUGACCAGAGUGGUGGCUUCUGCAUUAGAUCAGGGUUUGGUAGAUGUAUCAAAAAAUCCAAAGACACUCAAAAGGAUCAGUGUUGUUGACAAUCAGGGAGCAGAAGUCGUCGCUAAAACAAAUGAACAAAGACCGAUUGUUGAUAAAAAUCAAAGCUGCCUUGUUGGUCCUGUCGAAGAUCCAAAGGAUAUACAACUCAAAAGACAUCGAACAUUAUCAGCAAACUCUUACGUUGAUCAAAGUUCAAAGAUCAGAAGGCUUAUAGAAAUAACUGCAGAUGAAAUCGAGGCGAUGGCCGUUCCAGAACUGGCUUUGAUGAGCCUACGAGAGGGGAGAAUCCUUGAGGAUCGACAGAUUCAAGCCUCACAAGGAUCGAAUACCGACGAUCUGGAGGACAUGUUGGUUGAAGACAUGGACAGCUGCGAGGAGGCCGACGAGACGGCAGUGGCACAACAACCAGCAAUGCACCAACCGUGUCAACCAGUGACGGAGGUCGUUGUGGAAGACGUAAAGGUGGUUACAGUGGCGAGCAGCAUGAAACACCUGAGAGGAGUCGGUUUGGACAACAGGAAAGACGAGCACAAAACUGAGUGCCAGAUUUCAUAGAUUCCCAAGAAUGAAGUCAAAGCUGAUGUUUGGUUUCCAGUGAUUUUAACCAGGAUGUCGGUGCUUUUGAACCAGUGUCAAAGAAGUUCUUUGAGACUUUAAUGAUAUUAUGACAUUUAAAAAUCAAUAAAACGUCUGCGCUGAGCAAACAAAUAAAAUGAUGUGAGUUGAAUCGUGUAAUUGUAAACCCUCAUUUCUU